Ruditapes philippinarum (Manila clam) is the source of this 2242-nucleotide messenger RNA. RefSeq lists its product as uncharacterized. NCBI's taxonomy places the organism in Eukaryota, Metazoa, Mollusca, Bivalvia, Venerida, Veneridae. The transcript has 6 exons. The coding region runs from base 40 to 1254 and encodes 404 amino acids. The record is from RefSeq and is a predicted model, not a curated record. Gene Ontology annotation, cellular component: plasma membrane.
AUAUUUUUGAUACACAAUUGAUUUGAACAAUAUUAAUUAAUGGUUGAAAAUAUGAUUAUUCAUUUUAUUAUUCAAAUUUCAUUUUAUUGCAUGCAUUCCAGAGCUUACACACCCGAUAGUUACAUCGGUUGCUUUGCGGACUUGAAGAAUCGAAUUCUUGACGGAAAGAGCCGCACGUCAAAGACAAACACUGGGGACGAAUGCAUACAAUUUUGCAAAAUAGAUGGCUACAGAUAUGCAGGAACUGAGUUAGGUGAUGAGUGUUAUUGUGGGCACAAAUUACAGAAGAAGGUUUAUACCAAUGGUUGCACAUUUACUUGCACAGGAAACAUAAAAGAAAAAUGCGGAGGACGUUGGAGCGUAUCAGUGUAUGAUAUAUCCCUAAUAUCUACAACGCACUCAUCAUUGACGACACAAAAGAAAACAACAAUAAGUUCGACAUCGACACAGUUUCCGAACUCCGGAACUGAAAGUGAUUCCAGUACACCUACGGUUAUCUUGUAUGUUACAGUACCCCUUGGUUGUAUUGUUUUACUACUUGUUGUACUUUUAGGAGUUUAUAUCAGACAAAGAAAACUACGUAAGGAAAUCAGCCACUUUGAGAAUAUCAGUCAAGGAACUGGUUCGAUUCUGAAUUUAAAUGGAACAAUAACCGAGACACAGAUAGCUAAGGGAGAACGGUUACAUGUUAACGUAGAACCAGUCGUAAACGGAUACUCGAACAUUAGUGAUGCCAGUAAUAAGACAAUUAAACCUUUCUGCCAAGACGUUAACGAAAAUGACAACUAUGAUUCACUACAUAAGCAACAUGAUAACAUUGGUUCGACUAGAUGUACUUAUGAUCAAAUAGCGAACCAUACAAAUGACGAAUAUUACUCGAUUUGUUGUAGUAAUCAGUUUUCAGACGGGCGCCGAGAUAGAAACAAUAUGUAUUCACAUAUGCAGUAUGAUGUUAAACAAACAGGCAGCAAAGGUGACACUGAUAUUGGAGACAACGUGUAUAACACGUUGCAGUUAAAGACAAGAGAAGGCAUUGAGACUAGUAAAACUGUUGCAAAGAUAUCAGAUUAUAAUACAUGUACCAUAACUGCUGCAAUACCAACGGCAGCGGAUAAUGGGGAUUAUUCUCAUAUAAAUAAUGUAGUGUUUGAACAAUAUUACUGUAUAGAUACAUCUGUUGAUAAUGGUAACAUGUAUUACAAUGACAAUGAAUAUGCAUCAGUUGAAAAAAUAUCAAGAAGUAGUAAACAGUAACGGGUAAAUGAAAAUUGUAUGAGCACUGUAACGCAAAAUAAACAUUAAGAAGACUUUACAAAUGCAUUUUAAAAGUUCCUCCUAGUUUUUCAUGAUGUUUUACAGAAACUUUAAUGCAGCAUUUGAUUAAAUUCAACAUUUUAAACCUUUGUCUUAACAGUGUCUUUUAUAUUUGAAAGAAAAUGUGUUUUCUCGUACCUGUGAAAACCCUACGUUUACCAAUUGUAAGUCUGGCCAUAGCGUCAAAUUAUGCUAUCUUUUACACUUAUCAAUCACAAUAACAACGGUAAUACUAUAAAAUGAAACGGAUUUUAUCGAAUUAUACAAUUAGUUCCGCCCAAAUAUUUGAUUGCUUGAAUUUGUGUUCAACAAUUUCAAAUUAUAACGAUUUAUCGGAUGCCCUUCAGUGAUUGAAUUUUGUAAAUAACAUCUAAAUUAAUAUUUAUUUAUGGAAAAACAAAAAUGGAUCUUAUGAAUAGUAUUUACAUAUGUAUCGCAAUUUCAGUGAUAGAAGGUAAAUAUUACUAUUACAUAUCUAGAAUUAUUGUUUUCAAACAUUUACGCUGCGUCAACAUAAAAUGACUGGAAUUUCAAGAUAUCUUCAAACCAAGAUUAGAUAAUGAAAAAAGAGAGAAAAAUUGUAUAGGUAUAAUAAUGCAUAUUUUAAAAGUAAAACAUGUAAUUCUAUGAGUGUGCUGAAUGCGCAGUUCUUUGCAAGAAUAGAGUUGAACUUGAAACCUCACUGGUUUUUUACUGAUUAAAUAAACACUAUUAAUAAGUUAUUAUCAAAAUAUUGGUUUUCAUUAAUUUUUAUGUAAGAACUUAAAUGUGACACCAAUUAAAAACAUCUGAUAAACAAAGUCAAAUCGAGUCUUCAAUUACGUAUCAAAGUAAUUUUCAUCUUUCUUGAGGGUAUCUCUUCUGCACAGAAAGCUGAUCUUUUCCCGAAGUAUUAAUAUUUCGAUGGAAUUGUGUAACUAUCACCCCC